Messenger RNA from Hyla sarda, 3236 nucleotides. It is a transcript of the gene C2CD4D, whose product is annotated as C2 calcium dependent domain containing 4D. Lineage: Eukaryota; Metazoa; Chordata; Amphibia; Anura; Hylidae. The record is from RefSeq and is a predicted model, not a curated record. The coding region runs from base 170 to 1294 and encodes 374 amino acids. The transcript is spliced from 2 exons.
CUGCCCGGAUGAAGGAGGCAGUGCGGACUGAGGUGUAACCCCCCCCCAAGCUCAGUGACCACCGUCUGCCCGGGUAAAGGGGUCUUCAGUGUCCGGCUGUAGAUCCCCCCUGUGAAGAUUCAUUCCCGCUUCUCCUUGAUGAUAAGACCCAAGAAAACUUUUCAUCCAGAUGUUUUGCUCUAAGAAGAAGCUUCUGCCCUCAUGUCCAAAUAUCCUCACCCCAGAUAAGAUCCCCAAGUUCUUUAUACCUCCUAAACUGUCCUCGGUAGAGGAUGGGGGGGAUCAUGUGGGGAAGUGGCUACAGAAGAACCCCUCAGAUAACUCCAGAUCUUCUCCCAGGGCCCUGCUGAGGUCGGCCAGCCGUCAUGUCAUCCAGGUGGAGGAUGUGGAGCAGGAGGUCGACCCUCCAGGACAGAGAUCUCAUCAGUCAAUGGCCUCCAGUAUCCUGGGGAGCCCGUACCUGUCGGAGAGCCCUCACACUCGGAGGAGGGAGUCUCUCUUCCAUCAGAUGUGUCACACACAUGGUCCUUGUGAAAUAAAGCCGCUGUCCCCGUUAGAUCCCGACCACAUUCUGAACUGGAAAUCAUCUCCUCAGGAUCAGCGUCUUCAGAGAUUUUCUUGUGGUGUCUUGGACAGUGACACGACCUCCUCCGCAGAGUCUUCUCCUAUCAGUUCUCCCCUUUUAAAUCGAGGUCCCAUUAGGCCCAGUCCUGCCAAUCCUCAGGGUUAUGGCCGCUCUCCCAUGACUAACAUCCUGACUCGAGCCAACUCCCUGUCCACUGAAGAAACCAGUUCCACGGACACCAGUCCAAACCUGCCCACCAAGCAAAGCCACUCCAGCCCUCGGGCCUCCAUGCUGCACCUCGUUCCUCCUCCCAUUUUACACCUGGACUUUAUUUGCUGCCAGGAGCGUUUGACCAGGGAGACAGAGGUGAUGCUAAGUAAAGGGGGUCUCCUCCGCCUGUCACUGGAGUACGUUAAAGAGUUGUUACGUCUGCGGGUGAAACUGGUCAACGCUGAGAACUUGUACCCGUUGUAUCAGGACCCUCGCAGCAUCAGCUCUUGUGUGCUCAUGUAUUUGAUGCCCGGGAAGCUGCAGAAGCAACGAAGCACCGUCAUCCGCCGAAGCAGGAACCCCAUUUUCAAUGAGGACUUUUACUUCGAAGGGGUGGAAAAAGGAGAACUGGGCAACCUAAGGUUAAAGGUGAAAGUCAUCAACAGAGGGACGAGCAUGAAGCUGGACCAAGUGCUGGGGAGAAGUGAGCUGCGGCUGGCCACCAUCCUGCCCCUGUAAUGUCUAUGAAACAGUCCUGAAGAAAGACUAUACCCAGCCCUCACCAGUGAUGCGCAGUGAAGAUAUAUUAGACCAUAGUGUGGUACAAGGACACGUUUCGGCAUGGGAGCCUUCCUCAGCUGUACUUCAUCAUGGCAUAAUAAAUCUUCACUGGUAAGUGCUGUGUAUAGUCUUUCUUCUAUCCUACCUUGUUCACAGGGCUGGUGCAAGGAUUUUAGCCACUAUAGGCAGCAUACUGGAUGGACCUUACUUGCCUGUCUUGCCUCGGGGGUGGCACUGCGCUCCUCCAGCAAACUGAAGAAUGCAGAUUAUUAUGGAACCGGGGGGUGGGGGAUGCAAUGGUGUUGCUGGCUGAACAGGUGCUUUGGAUGAGCGGCAGGUGCUUUGGAUGCUGGCUACUAACUUUCUUGCAGCCGGGAGAGUGGCGCCCCCAUCAAGCCCUCUAGGCGGUUGCCUAUUUUGCCUAUAGACAGAGCAGGCCCUGCUUGUGCACCACAGCAGAUUCCACGGAAGUGCCGACAUAUCCCUAUAUGAAACAGUCCUGGUCACACAAGGGGUCAUCGAAUACGCCCGCGCUCACUGAAUCCACAUCCAACUCUCGUCCAGGUACUGGAGGGUCAGUCUCCAAAGUUUUAAGAGGAAUAGGCAGAAAAUGACGCAGUGAAGACAGAACUCGGAAUUCUGCAGGAUCAAAGCUUCACGGACAUUCAUGGACUCAUCCUAAACACUAGGGCAGCGAUGUUCACUGCAACAGAUCACUCCAUGUAUUCGGGAUAGAGGGGACUAUACCCGGGGAGGAGCGCGUUCACACUGUUACACACCUUAAUAGUUCUUUCAAUUAGUUUUUUUCUUCCGGGCGUCAUUAUUAUGGCUCAAAAAAUAUAAAGUGCGUAGUACCGAGGAUUGUGUCACAAGGUAUAUGAGCCUCAAAACCUUAUUUAUUUGGGUGUUUUCUCCUUUUUGAAGGAGUUUUAUGCAUAUUUUUGCUUUACAGAAGGUUUUUCUAGCAUUUUUUGGUGCAUUUUAUUCAAAUCAGGGCUUAACAUGCAAUAAUAUACGUUUAUAUUAUUGUGCAUAAAAUGCCUCUAAAUGCUAUGGGGAGGAGUUUAUCGCUUUUGACACCUUUUUCUCAGGCUUGCACGUUCUUCUUUAUGACAGUUUUAAUUGCACAAAAGUUACCAAAUUGUCGCAUGUAUGUAUUAUAAAAUUGUGUGUGUAAAGCACUCUUUUGUGCUCGGCUACUGAGUGGAGUACAGUUGAAUAUAGUAAAUUUAUCAAAGAACCCAUUACAAUUAAACCACUCCCCCCCUUUACACUGAAGCCACGCCUUAUUGUUAGACCAGGCACCGAAGUGUCAAAAACACAAAAAUAAAAUCACAUAUUUUUGCGCAAAAUAAGAUUUGGACAAACAUUUGUAAAAAUAAAUUAUGCCAGAAAAAUGACACACAAGGGGUCCAUAAACCAUUCCAUAUGUGUGAGCUUUAUUGGGAUGUAAGGGGUCCAUUUUAUGCAUAUAAAAUGCUGUUUUUUGUUGUUUUUUUAUGUUUUUUUUGUUUUGUUUUUGUUUGUGUUUUUUGUUUUUUUUUGUGUGGUUUUAUGUGCUUUUUGUUUGUUUUUACGUAUUUUUGUGUGUUUUUAUGUGCUUUUUGUUUGUUUGUUUUCUUUGAUUUUUAUUGUUUUUAUGUGUUUUGUAUUUGUGUGUUUUGUCUGUUGUUUUUUUUUUUUUUUUUUUUUUUUUAAUGAAUGCUGUGAAACACUUGAAAACUGCAAAUGCAGACCUGAUUUGCAUGCAAACUGUACUAAAUAACUAAACCACAACUGUGAAAGAAAAAAUAUGCGUCAAACGCAAAAAAAAAAAAACAAUGCUAGAAAAGUAUUUAAUCGUUGCUGGUAAAACAAGAACAUUUUUUGAGCUACAAUGUGUGAACAAAAAAAAAUCAAA